UCCCUCUCCUCACUCCAAGUUUCCGCCGCUGAUAUAGCACAUAGCAAGAGACAGCCAUGGCUUCCACCAUUUCCCCUUCCGAUCAAGCUGCAGAUUUGAUUCACAAUCUCUCCCUUGAUUCGGACACCAUGGCCAAAGUCUCUGACACUGUAAACAAGGAUGUGUAUGGCGGAACCAAGAGUGGGAAGACUAAUGUCAGAGCUGUAACAGGAUUGAACCAAAAGAAGCUUCCUUUUAAUCAAAAGAGCGGCUCUUAUGGUACCUACCCUAGUGCCUAUUAUCCACCAGCCUAUCAGUACCCAAGAUACGGUUACGACAUGAACUAUGCUGCUUCUGGAAAGACCAACAACACUCUUCAGUAUCCUUACAUGAGUACUUAUCAGGGACGAUCAGGGAGUUAUGCUCAGUACGUGGACAGCAUGUACUCAAUGUAUGGGCCUUACAUGAGUAGCUAUGGAUACGAUACUUAUGGUUACGGCACUUACAAGCAGACUCCAAGUUGGUACAAGACAGCGAGUUACGGGUUUUAUGGGUAUGGUAAAGAGAAUGUCGCGGGGUUGGAGGAGUUGAACAGAGGGCCAAGAGCAGCGAAGGGUUUCAAGAUUGGCCAAGAAGUUUCCCAGUUGCCAGAAGCUCUGAAAGAGGAGAAGAAGAAGAGUGAGGAUGUUUCUCUUCUUCCAGAUUCAAAGGACUACAACAAGGAAGAGUUCGCUGACACAUACUCUAAUGCGAAGCUCUUUGUGAUCAAAUCGUACAGUGAAGAUGAUAUUCACAAAAGUAUCAAAUACAAUGUGUGGUCUAGCACCCCUAAUGGCAACAAGAAGCUUAAUGCUGCUUAUAAUGAUGCUAAAGAGAAGUCAUGCCCUGUUUUCCUAAUGUUCUCGGUAAACACAAGUGGACAGUUCGUUGGUUUAGCUGAGAUGGUAGGACCAGUAGAUUUUAACCAGACAGUUGAGUACUGGCAGCAGGACAAGUGGAUUGGUUGCUUCCCUGUUAAGUGGCACAUCGUUAAAGACAUCCCAAAUAGCUCCUUGAGGCAUAUAACUCUGGAGAACAAUGAGAACAAGCCGGUUACAAAUAGCCGAGACACACAGGAGGUAAACCUAGAGCAAAGCAUGAAAGUCAUCAAGGUAUUCAAGGAACAUGCGAGCAAGACAUGCAUACUGGAUGAUUUUGUAUUCUAUGAGAGUCGUGAGAAGAUAAUCAAAGAAGGCAAAAAAAAGCAGCAGCAGUAUAAAAAACAGCAAGCUUUGGCUGCCAUUGACAAAAAGGCUACUCCCAAAGCCGAGAGCAAAGAGACAAGUACAGCAGCACCAGAAGUUGCCUGCGAGAUAUCACAAAACGGUGUUGUCGAAGUAGCUAGCGCUUGCUGAAUGCAGCAGCAGAUAGCUUUCAGGUUUCACUGACCUUUGGUGGGGUUUUUUUUUUUGUCCGUUCUAAAUUUGCUCAGUCUUUCUUAGUGUAGGAGAUUGGGCCAGUUUGGUUUUUUUUUUGGUGUUGGUUUUGAAGGGAUGAUACAAGUAAAACCGCUUAGCAAGAUCCUUUUUUUUUCUCUUUUGUCAUUUGAGGAUUUCAGUUAAACAUAAAAAGAACAAGAGUUCAUUAAACACUUAAUGAUCACAGCGUAUAGA
Eruca vesicaria subsp. sativa (arugula) is the source of this 1631-nucleotide messenger RNA. Lineage: Eukaryota; Viridiplantae; Streptophyta; Magnoliopsida; Brassicales; Brassicaceae. The record is from the annotation of a GenBank genome assembly.